This is a messenger RNA of Musa acuminata subsp. malaccensis (wild Malaysian banana), 776 nucleotides long. RefSeq names its product elicitor-responsive protein 3. The record is from RefSeq and is a predicted model, not a curated record. NCBI's taxonomy places the organism in Eukaryota, Viridiplantae, Streptophyta, Magnoliopsida, Zingiberales, Musaceae.
GGCGCUUCCCAUUGGCUCAACGACCGAGUCUUUGUUCUCUUCUUCCCCCGCUAAGAAGGCCGAUCCUUUCCCCUUCAAUCGUCCCAUUCGUCCCUACUCCGGAGUUUGGAGCGUACCCAAGAGAGCGAUCGUCGUGUUCGAGAGCUCGAGAAUGGUUCGUGGAACGCUGGAGGUGCUGCUCGUGAGCGCCAAGGGCCUCGAGGACGUCGAUUUCUUCGGCAAAAUGGAUCCUUAUGCCGUCCUUACGUACCGCAGUCAGGAACAGAAAAGCAGUACUGCAUCAGGUGCAGGUAGUAAUCCUGAAUGGAAUGAGACCUUUGUCUUUAAUGUGUCUGACAAUGUCUCGGAGCUCAUUGUUAAAAUCAUGGACAGUGAUACUUUUUCAAAAGAUGAUUUCGUAGGAGAAGCAAAAAUCCCAUUGGAAGCAGUGUUCGCGGAAGGAAGCCUCCCGCCAACCAUAUACAGUGUGGUCAAGGAUCAGCGAUACUGUGGAGAAAUAAAAGUCGGUCUCACUUUCACGCCAGUGGAAACUCGAGGCUUCGACGAGGAAGCAUUCGGGGGAUGGAAACAUUCUGCGCAUUAGGAAAUGCAUCCUAAGGAGGAAGUUUGUACUCAUGUCAAAUCCAUAAAACUAGAUUACAUUGUUUCUCGGAGCGUACGAGUGGCCUUAGAAACACAUUCUCAGUUUGGAGAUGUGGAGAACACUCGGUGGGGCUCGUCUCGGUGUCAUGUGUUCGCUGUUAUUUGUUCCUAUGUUCAGUGAGGACGACUACAAA